GUAUCCAUGGUAAUUGUAAGAAAUCACUUAACUGCCCUUGAUAGUUACUAAGAGUUGGAGGCGGUUAUCUUUUUAUGAUAAUUGCCCCCAUAAUCUGUUGUUGCAGAAGAAAACACAGAAAAUAGCAUCUAGCAGCAGCAAACGAGUGUUGUGGAACGAUUAUUUGAAGGCAGGCACUGAUCAUCAGUUGGCAUCAUCAUCAUCAAAUUAUCAACCGGGAUUUUAUUCAUGGCUACGGCAACAAUGGCUACUGCAGCUGGUGCAGCUGCUCUUUUGUACUACACGUUGAACCGUAAAUUGCAGUCAGAUACAUCACAUGAUGAUGAUGAUGAUGACGACGACAAUGAUAGUGAUGUUGCUGCAACCAGUCAUGCUCCUUUGGGUAUUGAACGUGUUUCACAUAGACUAAUUCAGGCCCCGGCUACAUGGUUAGAGACAAUUUCGACUUUGUCAGAGACGCUUAGGUUUACCUAUUCGGAGACUCUGGGGAAAUGGCCUAUUGGGGAUUUGGCAUUCGGGAUCAAUUUUCUAUUGAAGAGGCAGGGAAACUUGCAUGUUGGCAGCAUAUUUGGUGGUAAAGAUAGUAUACAACUUGAAGGACUCGAGAUUACUGCAGAAUUAAAGUAUCUGCUGAAUUUGUUAACCCUGUGUUGGCAUUUUUCAAAGAAGCCAUUUCCUCUAUUUCUGGAGGAAACUGGGUAUGCUGAAGACAAUGUUCUUCUUCAGGAACCGAAAGCAGGAAUACUGAAACCAGCUUUUACGAUUUUGGUUGAUCACAAAACAAAGUGCUUUCUCUUGUUGAUUCGUGGAACACAUAGUAUGAAGGAUACUCUGACUGCUGCCACUGGAGCUGUGGUGCCAUUCCAUCACACUGUGGUGCAUGAAGGAGGAGUGAGCAAUUUAGUUUUAGGUUAUGCACAUUGUGGUAUGGUUGCAGCUGCACGGUGGAUUGCUAAACUUUCCAGUCCUUGUCUUCUUAAAGCACUUGAUGAGUAUCCUGAUUAUAAACUUAGGAUUGUUGGGCACUCACUGGGUGGAGGCACUGCAGCUCUUUUAACUUAUGUAUUGCGUGAGCGGAAGGAAUUGUCAACAACAACCUGUGUUGCAUUUGCUCCAGCUGCUUGUAUGACAUGGGAACUGGCCGAGUCGGGGAAUGAUUUCAUUACUUCUGUUAUAAAUGGAGCGGACUUAGUGCCAACUUUCUCUGCUGCUUCAGUGGAUGACUUGCGAGCUGAGGUGACCGCGUCGGCUUGGCUGAAUGAUCUAAGGAAUCAGAUUGAGCAUACAAGAAUUCUUAGUACUGUCUAUCGAUCUGCAUCAGCACUGGGAUCCCGCCUUCCUUCCAUUGCAAGUGCUAAAGCAAAAGUUGCUGGGGCUGGCGCAAUUCUGCGCCCAGUUUCUAAUGGUACACAGGUGGUUAUGAGAAGAGCCCAGAGCAUGGCUCAGGCAGCUUUGACACGCCCUUCACUGAACUUGUCCUCAUGGUCAUGCAUUGGACCCCGUCGUCGAGCCUUGGCUGUUCGUUCAAACUCAAAAGAAGAGGAAGACUCCCUAGAAUGUUCUACCUCCAAAACUGGAACUUCUGGACCUCUUCUUAUAUCUCCCAAGAAAAUUUCAACCAAAACUUCAAUGGAAAAUAUUCAACUUCCUGUCUCUUCUUCUGUAGAAUUGGAAUGGACUUCAGAAAUUGUGUCUGAAUUGUGUUCCCACACUGAGGAAGACAGUGAAGACCUUAUGAGCCACAAUUCACAUGAAGACCGAAGGACUGAAGUGGAGUUGUGGCAACAACUUGAACAUGAGCUUUAUGACAGAAGGGAUGAUGAGGAUGGUGACGUGGUAAAAGAAAUAAGGGAAGAAGAAGCAGCAGCCAUUGCAGAGGUAGGUGAAGAUCAGGCGGAGAGCUCUGCACCAGAAAUGAAGGAAGCACACAGGUUUUUUCCUCCAGGAAAGAUCAUGCAUAUAGUGACUCUUGUGGAUCACGACUCUGAAAGUGAUACACUGUCUUCUAGCAAUUCCGGCAGUGAUGAGCCAUCGACAGAGCCUAAGGUUAGAGUUUUUCUUACCUCCCGGAGGCUGUAUAGUAAACUGAGGCUGUCACAGACCAUGAUAAGUGAUCAUUUCAUGCCAAUAUACAGAAGACAGAUUGAAAAGCUAAUAAAAGAACUUGACAAGGAACAAGGCUUCAAGGACCCUCAUCACAAUCACAUUGAAGAGGUGGUUUUGUAGUGAAAGUGAUGAUUCAACUAAUUGCUUGUGAUAUAGCUCUAUACAGAACAGCAUUAUAAAUCUUCUUGUAGUCCGGCUCAAAUCCUGGAGGCACCAGAAUUUACCAAUCUUCUGGGCAUAUGAAGGACUUUAACAAACCUGAAACUCAUCUUUAGCUGCACUGGGAUUCCUUUUUAAUAGAUGUUGGUAGGCCUCACUCAACCAAUAUAGAGUUUUGGAUUUUGUAAAAUAGAACUUUUUGGUCUCUUUUCUUCUUAAACGAUUCAUCAAACAGUUGUAUGUUACUAAUUUGCACUUUUACUAGCAUUUGUUAUAUUGAUUUAUACCUCAUCACAAUAACAAGCCAUUACUUUUCCUCUGCAUUGUACGGGGAAGCGUUCA
Molecule: messenger RNA, 2607 nt
Organism: Mangifera indica (mango)
Lineage: Eukaryota; Viridiplantae; Streptophyta; Magnoliopsida; Sapindales; Anacardiaceae
Exons: 8
Coding region: 229-2226 (665 amino acids)
Biological process (GO): lipid catabolic process
Source: RefSeq, a predicted model, not a curated record